Molecule: messenger RNA, 682 nt
Organism: Asparagus officinalis (garden asparagus)
Lineage: Eukaryota; Viridiplantae; Streptophyta; Magnoliopsida; Asparagales; Asparagaceae
Product: ankyrin repeat domain-containing protein 29-like
Exons: 4
Coding region: 95-634 (179 amino acids)
Molecular function (GO): protein binding
Source: RefSeq, a predicted model, not a curated record
GGCGACGGCGAUGGCGAGAUGCGGGCUGAUGUGAACUACGUCGGGGGCGGUGAACUUGAGAGUGAAGUGCACGGAGACGGUGCUGAGAGAGGAGAUGCCCGAUGAGGUUCGGAUCGGGUACGAUGAGUUUCGGACCGAGGUUUCGGCCCUGUUUGCUGCUGCGCAUUCGGGGCGAGCUGAUGUCGUGCGGAGAUUAGUGUCGGCUGGAGCUGAUGUUAACCAGGAAUUCUUUCGCGGUUAUGCAACAACUGCUGCUGCACGAGAAGGUCAUUGCAUUAUUCUAGGCAUGCUUCUGAAAGCUGGUGCUUCUCAGGCAGCCUGUGAAGAUGCCUUACUGGAGGCUAGCAUUUAUAAUGAGGCUGAAGCUGUGGAACUCUUAAUAUGCUCCGAUAUGCCAAGGCCUGAUGCUGCAGCACAUGCUCUUGUGACUGCAAGCAGCAGGGGCUUUGUUGAUGUGGUCACCGCACUCAUUAAGAAUGGAGUAGACAUAAAUAGCAUGGACAGAGUUCUCCUGCGGUCACUGAAGCCUACUUUGCAUGCAAAUGUGGAUUGCAUGCCCCUGAUAGCGGCAAUUAUCAGCAGACAAGUUUCUGUUGUGAAAUAUUUACUAGAGUUUCGUACAGGCUGGUGCUAGGAGCGAUUGCCAUGUUCGGGUGGGUGCUUGGUCUUGGGAUCCAAUAUC